AUGCAAGCUGGGCUUUACGUUGGAUCAGUUGUAUUCAUACUGAUUAUUGUACUUAUUUUAAUGAAAUGUAAUGAUCAUUUUUCGCAUUUUAUUAUUGAAGUAGCUUCCGGUAUUAAAUUUAUUGACGCACAAAAUCGCAUACCUGAACAACUUGAUGUGUAUGAUAAACAUAUAGAACUGAUCAAUGGUCGUAAAAGAAUUUACCUGUUUGUCGUAUCGAUAUUAACAACAUCGUCACUUUCAGCUGUAUCAAUUAUUUUCAUUCAAGGAUGCAUAUUUGCUGGUGAAAGGGUGUAUCCCAGCGGUGCUUGUCCAACAUCUGGUGUAUUAGAUUGUUUUAAUGACGUGAUUAAUGUGAGAUUUCAAUGUGUACCAAAUAGUAUAGUCGAUUUCAAUAUCUCACAAGGUCAGUUUGCCUGGUGUUAUGGAUGGAUUGCUUUGAAUCAAACAACAGAUAGCGUGCUUAAUCAAUUAGGAAUAUGCGGCGGGUUACUAGGGGUGAUUAGUGUAUGUCUGCGCAUCUUUUUCAGUUUACUAAAACUAGUUUAUAAGGAAAGUAAAAGCAGAAACAUAGCGGCCGGGUUGACAUCAAGUGUGGUGACAGGACUGGUACCGUCUGGAGGAGAUCUUGUCUCAGAAAAUAACACCACGUGUUCUCUACAAGUGUUAGUACCUUGUUUUUGGGGCUAAAAGGGUUUAAACGUCCUUGGUUGAUCCGUUUAUUUGUGUUAUUCUAUUCGUUGACCUGGGUAGGCAUAUGGUUAGCUGCAAUUAUACCUGGAAAAAAUAAUCUAAGUGUUUUGACAUGGGUGAUACUAGCUGCACUGUUUGUGGCUUCGUAUUUUGUAGUUUUAUUGGCGCAAGCUAAGGAAGCCGAUCAGCCCCUUUUGAAGAGAGAGGAUUCUAGCAGCCGUCAAGCAUGCGUAUCGCUAAUUUCAGAAACAAAACCAAGGGCACGUGAAACAAAGGCAUCAGAAAAGUCGAAAAUCACAGCUACUAUUGAUAACACUACAUUUUAAAAUAUUGUGCUUAAUUGCGUGGUUCAUUUUGAAUCUAAUGUACACUUAGCUGUAAGCCUUUUACUAUUUAUGUUUCGCCCUUCAGGGAUAUAAAUAAAAAAAAUGUUAGCUGACUCACUGGAUGUCGAGAGUGAUAAUUAGCAUCCCAUUUGUCUUAGGUUCGAUCCCUGAAUGGAUCGGUGGAGUUUUUUCAGUUGUUUUUUGUAGAACUUAGAUGCGCUGCUGACGCUGAUUAACUUAAUGAGCAGUUGGCAGUUCGCAAACAAACUUUUCACAACAAGAAGUUCAUAAGACUUCUUAACACUUUCUUAUGAAAUUCUUAAGACUUUCUUAUCAGAUUCUAAAAAGAUUCUUUAGGAUUCUUACUUGAAUUGAGCGUGAGUCAAUUUUAGAGGGAACGUAGUAUUAGUUUAUAUUUUGUGAAUAAAACUAGACGUCGCCGAACCCUUCACGAAGAAAACUAUUUAAAUUAAUAUAAUUACUAGUCUUUUCAAAAUCGAUAAAACUUAUUGUGUCUUUUCUUUUGUAUAUCUUAUAAGAUCAUAGGUCUUUUGUAAGUCUGGUGUCACAUCAGAAGAUUUUUUAAGGUAUUCAUAUGUCGAUUUUGGUCUAAGUAUAUCAAACUUUUGUUAGUCUACUGCUUUGAUGAUCAACCGAAGACUUACUCCAGUGUACUUAGCAUUAUUACUUCUCAGAGGACAUUCGUUUCUAAAUUGAUUGAAAUAAUGUUGAGUUACGAAGAAUACAUGUAAUUUUUAAACGAUAUUUAUAGUCGUACGUAUGAAAAAUAACUUAACAUAUAUAUAUAGAAAGCUUUUUAGAUUCUAUUGUAAGAAAGAAUUAUUUACGCACAGGUUAUUAUUGAUGAAAAAGAAAAAUAAUUUGCUAUAAAGCGACAGCAAUUUAUAUGCUGAAUCAAUAAUAGGUGUUGUUGACAUUAUGUUUUAUAAAAGAAAGAAUGAGAAGAAGCUUAUAUACCAAAAAAGCUAGUAAUUAUUAAAAUCGCUAAAUGUCUCACAAUUUCGAACAAAUUGUCUCAGAAAUUUUGUCAAAUAUUCUCAUGAGUGUAGAAAUUAUAAAGUUUAUCCAUCUGCUAUGAACGAUUAUUUAGUGAACCAAAUUUAUUGUCAAUUUCGUAACAUAAUCAGGCAUAUGUUCAGCUAUUUAAGAGAGAGUCCGUGAGAAAAUCGAUCACAUCAGCCGGAGCUAAAAUUUUCUUUUUAUUCUUAGUAUUCUAGUUCGAAAGAGCUCAUCGAAAAACUAAGAAAUCGAAGAUAUCUCGCCUUUGUAUACAAAGGCGAGAUAUCUUCGAUUUCUUAGUUUUUCGAUGAGCUCUUUCGAACUAGAAUACUAAGAUUAACUUAAUUAUCAAAUUCGUAAACAAUUGUAGCAUUAAUUUAAGAAUACUAAGAAUAAAAAGAAAAUUUUAGUUCCGGCUGAUGUGGUCGGUUUUCUCACGGACCCUCUCUUAAUGGUUGAAGGUCAUAUCAUCAUCACAUGUAAUUUAUUCUUUGUUGUAUAUAGUGUGAAUCCUAUUCUUUUCUGUUUGUAAUUGCAUCACGUUUCAUUGUAUAUCUUGUAAGUUUUCGACUCGGUCGCUUGGUUGAAAAACAAAUACUUAUAGACGUUUGCAUCGUAUUCUUGGUAGUUUAUUUUUUACGAUAUACAAAUCACAUUGGAGCAAAUGUCGUAUUCUAUCCAACAACAGCUAUUUGACUCCAGAUAACUUCAAAAACCAAUGAAAUAAACCGACACUUAAAAAUAGCUAAGUGUCACUGUAAGUGACGAAAUGACACUCCAAGUGACGAAGUAUUACUUCCGGUGAAGAAGUAUUGUCACUCAAAGUGAGAGACACUUUAAAGUGUGCAGCAAAACUAGAGGUUAUUUCCCCUUUGGUUAUUGCUCACACUUGGUUAUUGUCAAAAAAUUUGCUUACUCCAUACGGAGCAGCAUGAUGCAAGGACGAUCGUUUAUGAUAAUUUUCUUUCAAAAUCAUUUUACUUACAAGACGACUUCUUUUAUAAUCACUAAAGAAAAUCUUAGCACGAGUCGUUAACACAAAUUCCUUAGUUCCUAGAGAGCUCCAACAGAGUCCUUUGGAAAACAAUGAUAUUUUAUCCAAUACUUAAAUUUUAUGUUGAGUCUUACUUGCACAUCUACUCCGACAGCAUUCUAAAAGAAACAAAGCAAAUAAAAUAGUCCAUAUUAAUCGUCUAAUUGUGUCUAGGAAGUCAGCGCGGAUUGCUGCAAAUUUCGAUAAUUCCCCGCAGAUUGCAAAGUUUCCAAUUCUAGCUGACAUAUCGAAUGGUGUUUCUCCUGUCUUUGAGUACUGAUCAUUUAUUCCACCGUGAAUUAUCUUGACCAGUUGCUCUUUUUUGAUUACUCUUUUCAACUUCAUCCAGUAAUGCUUUUGAAAAUGAACAAGAUUUAAUCUUAUUCGUUCUCAAUACGCUUCGUUUUCAAAAAGCGGACUGCAUCAGUACUUAAAUGUUCUUAUAUAUAUUUACUUUGUGGAAUAUGGAAUUGAAACACUUCUUUCGAAGCUGAUACGUUUGUCUCUCACAAGUAAAUGUGAAACAUACAUGUCGCAGAUAACCACAAACAAACGAUAUACAGCUAAGUACUGCACGAAUUUAGAAAUAGAUACAGAAUAAUGAUUCAUAGUGAAUUCAUGAAAGGUGCUCGCCUGAAAGUUGUCAGUCCGACACAUACUCGCAUGCGAAAGUUGCCCAGGUUUCAGAAUUACCUACCGGCGCUGGUGGUAACUGAAGAAACGGAAUGGAGCCGUAGUUCAGAUUAACCGCAUGAGAAGAAAAGAAAUAAAAGAUGAUAAAGAGUAAAGUUAGACAAAUUCAUGUGUAUUAACGUCUGAUGGUCAGAUGCUCGACUGAUAGACUAAACGGAUUAUUGUUGGAAAUGCGUCACUUUUAGUUUUAUCAGUUUCCAUGCUGCAAGUUUCACAUACGGGAAACUGUAGGGCGGAGAACUUUCGCAUGCGGACAAAUUGCCUAACGGGCAACUUUCGCAUCCGGGCACGUUUCCGACGGGCACUUUUCUGACGAGCAAAUUGCGCUUUACCGAUAAAAUCUGACUGUAACAAAGUCGUUCGUCUGCAUUUGCAUGCAUUUGUGGAGAAACAGAAAGCAGUUGAAAUAAUCUCCAUAUGGUAAGACCAGUUUCAUUGGAAGAAGUGCAAACGAAAGACGAAUAGAGAAAAUUAGUGUUAUUUUGAGAAGCUCUUUUCUUACAUUUGUGCAAAACUUUUAUUUUUGACUCUUAACCAAUUUACAUUCAGAUGCAGGGGUAGUUAGUUAUUGAAGUAUCACUGAACUCCACACGAGCAUAAUCGAUCUCAAUCCUUUUUGUUUCACAAGAAUCUAAGGUAGAAGCAGGAUUAAGUCACUUUAAUAAAUUCAGUUUCAAACACCGUCUAGGCACUGGUUUGUGUUUUAAGAUAGUUUUAAUCAGACGACAAACAUGAAAACUGUCUUGAAAAGGCUCAACUCUCCGGAAGUCUUCUUAAAUGAAUUAAUCAGGAGUAUGACAGAAAAUUGGAUGAUGAAUGCAGCGUUUCCAAUUGACAACAUAUUUAUCAUAAAUAUUUUUUACGAAUUUUCGACCCUAACUGUCAUUUUCAAGUAAAAAAGAUUUUAUCGCAAACAGAAUACAAACUAGUGAAUCCCAACACAAAGAGAGAAAAUUAAUAAAAAAAAUAGCAGUUUUAAUACUACUGUACAUCGGAAUCCAACAUUUACCGGAUUACUUACUGAAUGAAAUUCUAUGUAUUUGUACAUAGUUCGACUACAAAGCAGAGCACAUACAAGACUAGAAUCACCAUGUUAUUAACCGGUGAAGUUCUUUUCAGCUGUCCUUCGCCAGUGAGCAAAAUCAAAGGCGAAUUGUAGUACACAACUGUUCGUAGAAACAUGUGUAUAACGUAAACGUCCCUUGUUUAGUUUUAUACUUGUUAUCCGAUUAUAUGAGCUUGGGGGCCCCCCCCCCCCCCCCGAGAGAAGCAAAGCGGGGGGGGGGGGGGGGGGGG
Didymodactylos carnosus is the source of this 5061-nucleotide messenger RNA. The record is from the annotation of a GenBank genome assembly. Lineage: Eukaryota; Metazoa; Rotifera; Eurotatoria; Philodinida; Philodinidae.